Molecule: messenger RNA, 2717 nt
Organism: Lagopus muta (rock ptarmigan)
Lineage: Eukaryota; Metazoa; Chordata; Aves; Galliformes; Phasianidae
Gene: RNF220
Product: ring finger protein 220
Exons: 16
Coding region: 204-2048 (614 amino acids)
Biological process (GO): protein ubiquitination
Molecular function (GO): ubiquitin protein ligase activity; metal ion binding
Source: RefSeq, a predicted model, not a curated record
GAGGCAGCACUGCUCCUUCCCUCGCACCCCCGGCGCCUCCCGCUCCGCUCCAUGCAGCAGCGGGGCCAGCACGCCCGGGACUGCCCCGCUCCCCGCACCCGUCCGGAGGGUGAUGACGCUCCAGUAGGUUUUCCAGCCCUCGCUUUGCUUUCCCUCCAGGGAAGGUCGUUCCGCACACGAUCCCGCUGAGGAAAGACACUCCGAUGGACUUACACCGGGCCGCCUUCAAGAUGGAGAACUCACCCUACCUCCCCAACCCGCUGGCCUCCCCGGCGCUGAUGGUCCUCGCCUCCACCGCCGAAGCCAGCCGCGACGCCUCCAUCCCGUGCCAACAGCCGAGGCCUUUCGGGGUCCCAGUCUCAGCAGACAAGGACGUGCACAUCCCCUUUACCAAUGGCUCCUACACCUUCGCCUCCAUGUACCACCGGCAAGGCGGUGUGCCGGGCGCCUUCGCCAACCGUGACUUUCCUCCCUCUUUGCUUCACCUCCACCCCCAGUUUGCACCCCCCAACCUGGACUGUACCCCGAUCAGCAUGCUGAAUCACAGCGGGGUCGGGGCCUUCCGCCCCUUCGCCUCCAGUGAGGACCGGGAGAGCUACCAGUCGGCCUUCACGCCGGCCAAGCGCCUGAAGAACUGCCAUGACACCGACUCGCCCCACCUGCGCUUCUCGGAUGCCGACGGGAAGGAGUACGAGUUUGGCACCCAGCUCCCCUCCAGCUCCCCUGGCUCGCUCAAAGUUGACGAGACGGGGAAGAAGAUCUUUGCGGUGUCGGGCCUCAUUUCAGACCGGGAGACAUCGUCCAGUCCUGAAGAUCGAAGUGACAGAUAUAGAAGCGACAGCCAAAGAGGGCCCCAGGCGUCUGCAACUGCCACUCAUCGUAUGAUUUUAACUCUCCCCCUCUGCAAAAAGAAAGCGACAUUGUUUGACAGCCAGGCUCCCAUCUGCCCCAUCUGCCAGGUUCUCCUACGCCCUGGAGAGCUGCAGGAGCACAUGGAGCAGGAGCUGGAGAAGCUCACCCAGCUGAACAUCAGUAAGAACUCCAUCCUGAAGGAUGCUAUGGCUGCAGGCACCCCCAAGUCAAUUUUGUUGUCGGCUUCAAUCAAGCGGGAAGGAGAUUCUCCAACAGCAUCACCCCACUCCUCGGAUGACAUCCAUCACUCAGACAGAUACCAGACCUUCCUGCGGGUGCGAGCGAACCGGCAGACCCGGCUGAACGCUCGGAUUGGAAAAAUGAAACGGAGGAAGCAAGACGAAGGGCAGGUAUGUCCCCUCUGCAACCGACCUCUGUCAGGAUCCGAGGAGGAGAUGAGUAGGCAUGUGGAACAAUGCCUUGCAAAGAGAGAAGGUUCGUGCAUGACCGAGGAUGACUCUGUAGACAUCGAGAACGAGAACGGCAACCGCUUUGAAGAAUACGAAUGGUGUGGGCAGAAGAGGAUACGGGCCACUACUCUCCUGGAGGGAGGAUUUCGAGGUUCUGGGUUCAUCAUGUGCAGCGGCAAAGAGAAUCCAGACAGCGACGCAGACCUGGAUGUGGAUGGGGACGACACACUCGAAUACGGGAAACCACAGUACACAGAGGCAGACGUUAUCCCUUGCACUGGAGAAGAGCCAGGUGAAGCCAAAGAGAGGGAGGCGCUCCGAGGUGCUGUUUUAAAUGGUGGCACACCCAGUACUCGAAUAACGCCGGAGUUUUCUAAAUGGGCCAGCGAUGAAAUGCCCUCAACGAGUAAUGGUGAAAGCAGUAAACAGGAAACCAUGCAGAAGACCUGUAAGAACAGUGACAUUGAAAAAAUUACAGAAGACUCUGCAGUGACAACAUUUGAAGCACUAAAGGCUCGUGUCCGUGAGUUAGAAAGGCAGCUUUCCCGUGGGGACCGCUAUAAAUGUCUCAUUUGCAUGGACUCCUACACAAUGCCCCUGACUUCCAUUCAGUGCUGGCAUGUGCACUGUGAAGAAUGCUGGCUGCGGACUCUGGGAGCCAAGAAGCUGUGCCCCCAGUGCAACACCAUCACAUCCCCCGGAGACCUUCGGCGCAUCUACUUAUGAAGGACGCAGCAGGAGGGCGGCUCUCGGCUCAGCUCAGCGCACCCACGGGGAGAGGAACGACCAGGAAAAAAGGAAAGAGAAACAAACAAACAAACAAACAAAAAGACGUUUUAAAAACGUAAGGAAACAAAACCAGAGACUCCAGACAUGGACUCGAGGACGCGGGAGCAGCGAGAGCCCCGGCUCCCAGCUGCAGAGCCCCUCUGCAGCGGGCGAAGCCGACCCCAUUGUUGUGCAACCCCUUUUUUACAGCAGUGUUCCCCACCCGCGGCGGCUCGGAGCCCUCCUCCUUCAGACUGUGUUGUGACCACUCUGCCCCCAGGACGCUGGGGAAGGGACCCUUGGCAGCAAUGUUAAAUAACCUGUAACUCGUGUCCUUCGGUCGGUUUUCGUUGGGUUGGUUUUUUGAUUUGGUUCUGUUCCGUUUGGGUUUGGUUGGUUUGUUUUGUUUUUUUUUUAUUGGUUUAUUUUUUUAUUUUUGUGGUGUUCUAGUGAUUAAAAAAAAAAAGGUUUAAAGGAAAAAAAAAAAACCCCACACCCAGGCAGAAAUGAAGCACAUGUAAUAUAGAUUAUAUAUGUUUACAAUGUUGUGUAUAAAUGGGAUAGACUCAAACAUUGCAUACUAAUAAGUUUCCCUUUUGUUUUUCUUUUUUGGGUUGUAUUUUUUUU